ACCUGUACACGUGCCAGUUUGUGUGGCUUUUAAAAAGUGGUACACUGCCCUAGAGCCUCAUUAGUCUCUAUUUUUAAGUUGCACGUGCACUUGAAAUGCAUAAGUUUAUAUACAAGCUUUUAGAGAACAAAUUUUUCAUUGCAAGAACAGCAAGGAAGAGGAAGCCUUCUCCAGAACCAGAAGGUGAAGUUGGGCCCCCUAAGAUCAAUGGGGAGGCACAGCCUUGGCUGUCUACAUCCACAGAAGGGCUCAAGAUGCCCAUUACUUCUACAUCGUCUUUUGUGUCGCCACCACCACCCACUGCCUCACCUCAUUCCAACCGGACCACACCGCCUGAAGCGGCCCAGAAUGGCCAGUCCCCUAUGGCAGCCCUCAUCUUAGUAGCAGACAAUGCAGGGGGCAGUCAUGCCUCAAAAGAUGCCAACCAGGUUCACUCCACUACCAGGAGGAAUAGCAACAGUCCACCCUCUCCGUCCUCUAUGAACCAAAGAAGGCUAGGCCCCAGAGAGGUGGGGGGCCAGGGUGCAGGCAGCACUGGAGGACUGGAGCCUGUGCACCCUGCCAGCCUCCCGGACUCCUCCCUGGCAGCCAGUGCACCCCUGUGCUGUACCCUCUGCCACGAGCGGCUGGAGGACACUCACUUUGUGCAGUGCCCGUCUGUCCCUUCGCACAAGUUCUGCUUCCCUUGCUCCAGACAAAGCAUCAAACAGCAGGGAGCUAGUGGAGAGGUCUAUUGUCCCAGUGGGGAAAAAUGUCCUCUUGUGGGCUCCAAUGUCCCCUGGGCCUUUAUGCAAGGGGAAAUUGCAACCAUCCUUGCUGGAGAUGUGAAAGUGAAAAAAGAGAGAGACUCGUGAUUUUCUGGUUUCAGAAAAACCUAAUGAUUACCCUUAACUAAAACUGCUUGAAUUGUAUCUCUCUCUCUCUCUCUCUCUCUAUAUAUAUAUAUAUCCAAGACAAGGGAAAUGUAGACUUCAUAACAUGGCUGUAUAAUUUUGAUUUUUUUUAAUACAUUGUGUUUCUACAUUUUUUUUUGACAACAAAAGGUAUGUACUUAUAAAGGCAUUUUCUUCUUUCAUAACAUUAGCUUAUAUUUGUGCUUUAUUAUUCUGGUGACAGUUACCGUUCAAUGUAGGCUAUGACUUGCGCUGCUUUUUUUAGAGCACUUGGCAAAUCUGAAAUGCUUCUAACUGUAUUUGUAUGCACUUAUUUUAAAAGGAAAAAAAAUGCCAAAUACAUUUUCUGACAUUGUAAGAUUGCCUUACUGUCUGUUCUUCCUUAUUUGCUGGCCCCUUUCUCAGGCUGGAGGCCAAUUGGUGGAGAAGGAAAGGAGAUAAGUGAAAGGGACACUGUUGUGAAGUGGGCAUACCACUGGGAAAUAUCACCAAGUAUUCCCCAUAAUGUUGUCCUCCUAGACUAAUAGGAAAAGAGAUUCGAAUCUUUCUCUAUUUUGUUCUGAAAGUUUUAAAAGUUGGAAUAUUGGUGACUGCCUGAGAGUUGCUGCUGAGAAAUUUUCAGGGCCAUGUGGUUUUGGUGGGGGGAGCGGGGGGGAGGUUUAAGACAAAGUUGACCACCACUCGCUGCCCACAUGAUCAGUUGUGAGAUUACAAUGCUGCAUGCUAGUUGGUUACAUAAUACACAGUCCAGUGACUGAGGGCGGUGAUAAUGGAUGGUGGUGUGUACAGGGUGGCACUGCCAUCUUUGAACAGAGCCUGGCUCUGCAGCGCCACUUCAUCUUUUCAGACACUCUAGAGCUCUGUCUGUCUGUUCCUUUGAGAGAGUUGCAAGAGAACUUACGGUCCAGGUGAACUUGGAGAUUGUGGGAUUGGUUUUGUUCUGUUUUGUGUUUCGUUUUGUUUUUCAUCAUUUACCUGUAGUGCUUUUGCUGUUGAUACUAUCACCCACACCGUUUCUAGUGAGUGCUAAAUACAGUAUGGUACAGUGACAGGAACCACGCUUGGUGCUGCCAGGACUGCCCGUGGGCAUAUCGGUGACAGCCCAGAUGGAGGUGAAGGAACCCUGUAAUUUCCUUCUUAACGUGUGUUUGAUACCAAGUGAAUAAUAAUACUGUUCUUUUGAAAAAAAAAGUGAUAAACUAGUGAAAAUUAAAGAAAGGGUUUUACAUAAUAGGCCCCACCUCAAACUAUUUUUAGAAGCUUUUGUAAACUAAUUUCUUUUGAUCACUCUUUUGCAUCAGUAAAAUGAUUUUUUUAAACCAAUAAAUCAUCAUAUACUAGAAAUAGUUGUCUCACAGUGAUACUGGUUUUUCUUUUGUGCUGUUAUGAUUUAACAUUGGCAGGAGCACUAUUUGGAAUUCUCUUUUCGGGUGUUUGUAACUUGGCCCUAUAAUUAGGCUGAAUCAUGGCUUCAAGAUAUACUACAAGUUAACUUGUAUUAUUCACACCUAGCCUCUGUUUUCAUUUGAAAGUAUAGAUUGUUACCCACUUUGGAUUCUUUUUUAGUUAUGUUUUUGUCUUUCUUAAAUUGCUCAAAUAUUUUUUAGUGAUCGAGUUAUUAACACUUGAAAAUCAGAUACUGCACCAAAUACAGUAUUUUUUGGUAGUGUUUUUAAUGAGUUCACCUAUUCUUAAUGUGCAAAUUCAUGUAACUGGUCAUUGUUAUAUUACAGACUUGCAUGAUUAACCAGUUUGUUGUUAUACUUUUUUUUUAAUUGGACUAUCUGUGACUCAGAUCAGACUGGUUUCUCUUAUGGAAAUGCACACGUGCAGAAACACAGAAUCAGUUUUACAUGCGCAUAAAGACAUUUGUAAAGAAUUCAACUAUUAUGGUUUGUUGUAUAAAUGUGUAUUUAGGCACUUUAUUAUAAACUGGAAUUUGACCUCAUUGACGUUACAAGUUGAUCAGUCAUUUGACCUAAUAUGUGGCAGCCAUCUGUAUAUUUUGCAAUCAAUACAGAUAAGCUUUCCAAAAUGAUUAAUGAAGAAACAUCCUGCUGUUUUUGAAUGUCUGUUCAGCUGUGGAAAAGACAAGCUAUGGGUUCCUCUGUACUGGUGUUAAGGGGUUAAAGCGCUGUGUGCUGAGGUUACUUUUAUUAAAAACUAGGUCUGCACAGGUGUGACUGGCCCUUGGGGGGCCUUUGUGGAAGGCUUGCAGCUGUAAAGUGUUGAUCUGUGUUACUUUUUUGACAUUCUCAUAAGCUUAAAAGUUAAUAACAUUGGGACAUGGUUUUGAUCUUGUGCUGUACCUGAUGACAGUGCAGAGAUUCUCCACAGCUGGAUAAAAUGUCAGAAAGCUACUUACUGUACUGGGCAGUAUCAGAUUUCAAAUCCUAGUAUUUCAGCUGUGCUUUUAAUACUCAAAAUAUUAGGGGUUGGGGUAUUGAAGCUUUCCCCUUUUUGCUUUAACAAUUUAUAGAAUUUAACAGAUGUACUUCUUUCAUGUGGCCUCACAUUAAAAGUUAUGAGAACAUACACAUGGUUUACAACUUUUACUAUAUACCUUUCCUUGGCCACCAAGUAUUUUAAAAGUGUGCCACCUUUUAACCUUUACUUUUUUUCAAGUUAAAGGUGAUAACUUUUUCUAUAUAUGAUGAAACUCAUGUCAACUGAAGUGAGUGUAAGCUCGGAUAUCAACAUUAUUAUAUUUUAAAAUCACGCUAUGGAACUAUCACCUGCUUACUGUCAUUUGUCAGAUUUACAGUACUUUUUUUUUUCUUUAACUUUUAGCAUUAAAUAAAAAUAAAAUUGGGAUCACUGAACAUUUUCUGAGGCCUUUUUUAAUUUUUUAAGGUAAGCUUAGAAUGGCUAUUGUUUUCAUCACUAAUGGCAACAUGGGACCAAACGAUGUGUGGGUUGGGGGUUGAGGGUUGACUGGAGCUGCAAAAGAACAGGAGAUGAAAGACAGAACAAAAGGGCAAACUAAUCGCAGAGAAAAAAAAGUUAACGGACUGGGGAAAGGUCAACUGGAUGGAGGAACAGAUAAAGAGGAGAGCUGAACAAAGUACAGCCAGACAGCACUUGUUUGUUUCUCAACUUGCAGUAGAGCCAGCCAUUCUGCAAUAGUAGAUUGGCAGAAGACUGACAACACUGAACAGACUGUCAGGACAUGGAACUGCUCUCUGGGAAGCUUUGGAAUGAAACAGCCACUUCAGGCCAUAUGAAACGCACUGAAGACAAAAGGGAUAAGACACCUAACCUUUGGAAAUCUUUGGAAUAAAGUCAGAGCUAAA
This is a messenger RNA of Manis javanica (Malayan pangolin), 4186 nucleotides long. Lineage: Eukaryota; Metazoa; Chordata; Mammalia; Pholidota; Manidae. The record is from RefSeq and is a predicted model, not a curated record.